Molecule: messenger RNA, 2540 nt
Organism: Artibeus jamaicensis (Jamaican fruit-eating bat)
Lineage: Eukaryota; Metazoa; Chordata; Mammalia; Chiroptera; Phyllostomidae
Gene: GNAZ
Product: G protein subunit alpha z
Exons: 3
Coding region: 713-1780 (355 amino acids)
Biological process (GO): adenylate cyclase-modulating G protein-coupled receptor signaling pathway
Cellular component (GO): heterotrimeric G-protein complex
Molecular function (GO): GTPase activity; G-protein beta/gamma-subunit complex binding; GTP binding
Source: RefSeq, a predicted model, not a curated record
CUGCCGGCGGCGGCAGCGCGGGGCGGGUGGACCCGCGGGCGGCGGGGGGCGCGGGAGAGCGGGCGGAGGGAACCAGGGCGGCCAGAGUGUGUGCGCCGCCCGCGGUCCGGUUACGUCCCCGCGCGGGCGCCGCCGCCCGCAUAGUGCGGAACGAAGGUGCCGCGGCCCUUGUUUGCCACUCCGCCAGCCCGCACUGCCCGCGCCGCCCGGAGCAGCUCGGCGGAUGCACGGUUCCUUGGCCAGGAGGUGAAGGGUGGAUGCCCGAGGCAGGGGGACCACAGGGAGCGCCUGUGGCAGCGACACUGGCAGCAAGCCCUCCAGCCACACUUAGCAGCAUCGCCACAGCAACUGGGGACCAGACGGCAGCAGCCUAGGCAGAGGCAAGUGGGCAGAGGCGAGUGGACUGCUUCCCACCAUCAGGAGGACAGGAAAUGACUGCCGCGCAUCAGGCCGGGUGGCAUCCCGGGGAGGGGGAGUGUCACUAGAGGGAGGGCUCAGCCACCUCCCACAGCGGUAGCGCCAUGCCAGCCGAGAAAGAGGCGCUGGGGCAGGGGCUGCCGUGGGACCUGGCCUCGCCCCGCCAUCCGCACUGAGCACUCAAGGGCUCCGUCGUCUGCUGGGCACGCCACCUGCGUCUCAGCAUCCCGUUCUCGUGGGGCAGGAGGAGAGGCGCCAGUCCCGUGCUCCUGUCUGGUCCCGCCGCUGCCAGACCAUGGGAUGUCGGCAAAGCUCAGAGGAGAAAGAGGCGGCACGUCGGUCCCGGCGAAUCGACCGCCACCUGCGCUCAGAGAGCCAGCGGCAGCGCCGUGAGAUCAAGCUGCUCCUGCUGGGCACCAGCAACUCGGGCAAGAGCACCAUCGUGAAGCAGAUGAAGAUCAUCCACAGCGGGGGCUUCAACCUGGAGGCCUGCAAGGAGUACAAGCCGCUCAUCAUCUACAACGCCAUCGACUCGCUGACCCGCAUCAUCCGCGCCCUGGCCGCUCUGAAGAUCGACUUCCACAACCCGGAUCGCGCCUACGACGCUGUGCAGCUCUUCGCGCUGACGGGCCCGGCCGAGAGCAAGGGCGAGAUCACCCCUGAGCUGCUGGGCGUCAUGCGGCGGCUCUGGGCUGACCCUGGGGCGCAGGCCUGCUUCGGCCGCUCCAGCGAGUACCACCUGGAGGACAAUGCGGCCUACUACCUGAAUGACCUGGAGCGCAUCGCUGCGCCCGACUACAUCCCCACUGUGGAGGACAUCCUGCGCUCCCGGGACAUGACCACUGGCAUCGUGGAGAACAAGUUCACCUUCAAGGAGCUCACCUUCAAGAUGGUGGAUGUGGGUGGGCAGAGGUCGGAGCGCAAAAAGUGGAUCCACUGCUUCGAGGGUGUCACAGCCAUCAUCUUCUGCGUGGAGCUUAGUGGCUAUGACCUGAAGCUCUAUGAGGACAACCAGACGAGUCGGAUGGCAGAGAGCCUGCGCCUUUUCGACUCCAUCUGCAACAACAACUGGUUCGUCAACACCUCACUCAUCCUCUUCCUGAACAAGAAGGACCUGCUGGCGGAGAAGAUCCGGCGCAUCCCGCUCACAGUCUGCUUCCCGGAGUACAAGGGCCAGAACACCUACGAGGAGGCCGCCGUGUACAUCCAGCGGCAGUUCGAGGACCUGAACCGCAACAAGGAGACCAAGGAGAUCUACUCCCACUUCACCUGCGCCACCGACACCAGUAACAUCCAGUUCGUCUUUGACGCAGUGACAGAUGUCAUCAUACAGAACAAUCUCAAGUACAUAGGCCUCUGCUGAGGGGCUGGGCCAGCCCGCCUGUCUGGGAUGAAACCCCUGGGGUGUCACACCCCAGCUCCACUCGUGCUAGGGAGACCCCAGCCUGGGGGCCGAAAACGGGGGGCCUGAAGAACGUCCCUCCACCCCUCCGCCUCCUUGGCCCCCACAUUUCCACAGACAUAAAUACAUACGGAUAGACGCUAGGUAGGUAGACACACACACACACACACACACACACGCACUCAGUCUGGAGACAGCCAAGUCCCCUGAAGCAUCAAGGUCUCUUGAAGACUUGAGGAGCUGCCACCAAGGUCCCUACAAGCCCUUUCCCGUCCCCAAGUUGGCCCCACUCUGCAUGGGGGCCCCUGUGGGACUAUGGGGGAGGCAGCUGGGCCACCUGGAGGGGCCAGCCCUGCCCUAGAAUAGGGGCCUUGCCCCCGACCAGGAGGGAGGACCAGAGAGGGUCCGAGCAUCUUCCCUGCGGGACACGCCCACCUCCGGCCCACUCCGCUCUGGAACCAGGGUGCGCAGCCAGCGGACAGCCCUAACCUCCAGCCACUCACAGCCCUUUUUAAACAGCUUCAAAAUAUGCAGCAAAAAUCCAUAUAAUAACGUGAGUGGCACGAUUGGUUUCCAACCUGGCCAGCUGGGUUCCAGCUUUUCUUCUAUUCGUCUGGUGUUUUAUAAAUCAAACCUGGUUUUUCUUCUCUGACAUCCUUUUUUUUUUGGCCAAACCUUGUGGUGUUUCGCAGAAAAACAAAUACAGACAAUUUCAAAUGCA